Molecule: messenger RNA, 11385 nt
Organism: Coregonus sp. 'balchen'
Lineage: Eukaryota; Metazoa; Chordata; Actinopteri; Salmoniformes; Salmonidae
Source: the annotation of a GenBank genome assembly
AUGGAAGAUUCCCAUUUCAACUCAUCAUACUUUUGGUCUCCCGUUCCCACAGUACAAGGACAGGUAGAAACCUUAUUACUGGACCUUAUCUUGAAAUGUACAUGGUGGUGUCACAAAUAAAGACAAUACAUUUCAGUUAGCACUAAUAAAUAAUGAGCUUACACCUUAGGUGAGGAUGGCAAAACAUCAAAUUCAUUGUAAUUCAUGUGUAAGUAACAAAACAACAAGCCUCCCCAAAUGAUCACUUCUGCCCCUCCUCUCUUCCACUUCCCUUAUCAACCUCUACCACCUCUACUCAUUUCCUUUGGCAUCUCACCCAUUCUCUCUAUUACCUGUCUUUCUCUUUUCCACCCCUCUUUUCCUAUCCACCUUUCCCCUCCACUAUAGAUUGAAAAUGCCAUGUUCCUGAACAAGAUGAAGGAGCAGUUGGGUCCGGACAAUAAGUGUUCUCCGUCGUUCCCUCACUCCUCCUCGCACUAUCCCACCGCCGUGCUCACCAUGGACGCGGGAGGCCGGGUGGUGCCCAAACAGGAAGGUGGAGGCGGUGGCGUCCAAUUGAACUCCGUAGGCGGGCACCUGCACCAGCCGCACACCUCACAGAAUAUCACGGUGGUGCCCAUCCAGUCCACCGGCAUCAUGACGGCAGGUGAGUAGACAAGACAAGACACACUGCCAGUGUCAGUUUGUCUGGCUAUCCUCUGUGGUUGUUCUAUGUGUAUCUCCUCCCUGUUACUGUCUGGCUUAAUCAUGUUAUAGGGAUGUCUCGCAAACGUUCUCAGUAUUUCAUUGUGUGUGUAGUGUGUAAUGUGUACCUCGGCUCUCUUGGAGGGGUGUGGUGCAGUCAGGUCACCGUCUCUCUCUCCCUCUCAGCGGGGCUAGUGAUAACCACUCCCCAAGGCACCCUGGUCUCUCAACCCACCUCCACACAAUCUUUUGUGUCCGGACCCCCUGCCACCACCAUGAUAGUGUCCGCACUGCACCCCACAAACACAGGUAAAACCUCCACCCCAUUCCCCGUUCCCCUCUCCCCCCCGCACUGUGAUAGGUUGUGUGCCUGAGCGGCUUGCAAAUCUGUCCUGGCUUAUUAACAACCAUAGCAGACUCACUGGCACACACUUACAUACACACAUACUGUACAUUCAUUGGAGCAUUAAAAAAAUAUAUUUAAUCCCAUGGUUGAUAUGGGCUGACCCUGCAAGGGUACCACCUUCUACAGUCUUUUUUUUUAAUCACAAACUUCCAUCCUCAACACUCACAGACAUGCAUUAUGCACUCACACACACAGUAAAACACGCAUUGCUGCUUGAGCUAACCCCUGCAACGCACUGCCAGCAGCCAACCACUAACCCUUGACCUGAUCCAACCCCCCCCACCCUCUGCGGUGAGAGAGAGAGGGAGCGAGCCAGGUAGUGAGCUCCGUGUGUUGAGUGUGUUCUCCUCUUCUCUCGGUUUCUGUCAGAGAGCAGCCAGCACGCCUCUCUCUACUUCUACAGCCACAGUGAGUACUCAGCUCCAUCUCCCCUCCACCCUGCCCCACCUAGCCCAAUACUUCCUCCCCAUAUGCCAUCAUCCAUCCCUACUGCUUAGCAGCAAAGCCCUGCAGUCCUGUGGUUUUGUUGUGUUGACUUGCACUCUGAAUUGGUAUUUGGUAUUUUAUUAGGAUCCCCAAUAGCUGUUGCAAAAGCAGCAGCUACUCUUCCUGAGGUCCACACAAAACAUGAAACAUGACAUAAUAUAGAACAUUAAUCGACAAGAACAGCUCAAGGACAGAACUACAUAUAUAUAUACAGUUGAAGUCGGAUGUUUACAUACACCUUAGCCAAAUACAUUUAAACUCAGUUUUUCACAAUUCCUGACAUUUAAUCCUACUAAAAAUUCCCUGUCUUAGGUCAGUUAGGAUCACCACUUUAUUUUAAGAAUGUGAAAUGUCAGAAUAAUAGUAGAGUGAUUUAUUUCAGCUUUUAUUUCUUUCAUCACAUUCCCAGUGGGUCAGAAGUUUACAUACACUCAAUUAGUAUUUGGUAGCAUUGCCUUUAAAUUGUUUAACUUGGGUCAAACAUUUCGGGUAGCCUUCCACAAGCUUCCCACAAUAAAUUGAACCAAAAGGUACGAUCUUUGUCCCCAUGUGCAGUUGCAAACCGUAGUCUGGCUUUUUUUAUGGCGGUUUUGGAGCAGUGGCUUCUUCCUUGCUGAGCGGCCUUUCAGGUUAUGUCGAUAUAGGACUCGUUUUACUGUGGAUAUAGAUAAAUUUGUACCGGUUUCCUCCAGCAUCUUCACAAGGUCCUUUGCUGUUGUUCUGGGAUUGAUUUGCACUUUUUGCACCAAAGUACGUUCAUCUCUAAGAGAUAGAAGGCGUCUCUUCCUGAGCGGUAUGACGGCUGCGUGGUCCCAUGGUGUUUAUACUUGCGUACUAUUGUUUGUACAGAUGAACGUGGUACCUUCAGGCGUAUGGAAAUUGCUCCCAAGGAUGGACCAGACUUGUGAAGGUCUACAAUUCUUUUUCUGAGGUCUUGGCUGAUUUCUUUUGAUUUUCCCAUGAUGUCAAGCAAAGAGGCACUGAGUUUGAAGGUAGGCCUUGAAAUACAUCCACAGGUACACCUCCAAUUGACUCAAAUGAUGUCAAUUAGCCUAUCAGAAGCUUCUAAAGCCAUUACAUCAUUUUCUGGAAUUUUCCAAGCUGUUUAAAGGCACAGUCAACUUAGUGUAUGUAAACUUCUGACCCACUGGCAUUGUGAUACAGUGAAUUAUAAGUGAAAUAAUCUGUCUGUAAACAAUUGUUGGAAAAAUUACUUGUGUCAUGCACAAAGUAGAUGUCCUAACCGACUUGCCAAAACUAUAGUUUGUUAACAAGACAUUUGAGUGGUUGAAAAACAAGUUUUAGUGACUCCAACCUAAGUGUAUGUAAACUUCCGACUUCAACUGUAUAUACAGUGGGGAGAACAAGUAUUUGAUACACUGCCGAUUUUGCAGGUUUUCCUACUUACAAAGCAUGUAGAGGUCUGUAAUUUUUAUCAUAGGUACACUUCAACUGUGAGAGACGGAAUCUAUACAUCAGAAAACCAGAACUUAAUAUUUGGUACAGAAACCUUUGUUUGCAAUUACAGAGAUCAUAUGUUUCCUGUAGUUCUUGACCAGGUUUGCACACACUGCAGCAGGGAUUUUGGCCCACUUCUCCAUACAGACCUUCUCCAGAUCCUUCAGGUUUCGGGGCUGUCGCUGGGCAAUACGGACUUUCAGCUCCCUCCAAAGAUUUUCUAUUGGAUUCAGGUCUGGAGACUGGCUAGGCCACUCCAGGACCUUGAGAUGCUUCUUACGGAGCCACUCCUUAGUUGCCCUGGCUGUGUGUUUCGGGUCGUUGUCAUGCUGGAAGACCCAGCCACGACCCAUCUUCAAUGCUCUUACUGAGGGAAGGAGGUUGUUUGCCAAGAUCUCGCGAUACAUGGCCCCAUCCAUCCUCCCCUCAAUAUGGUGCAGUCGUCCUGUCCCCUUUGCAGAAAAGCAUCCCCAAAGAAUGAUGUUUCCACCUCCAUGCUUCACGGUUGGGAUGGUGCUCUUGGGGUUGUACUCAUCCUUCUUCUUCCUCCAAACACGGCGAGUGGAGUUUAGACCAAAAAGCUUUAUUUUUGUCUCAUCAGACCACAUUACCUUCUCCCAUUCCUCCUCUGGAUCAUCCAGAUGGUCAUUGGCAAACUUCAGACGGGCCUGGACAUGCGCUGGCUUGAGCAGGGGGACCUUGCGUGCGCUGCAGGAUUUUAAUCCAUGACGGCGUAGUAUGUUACUAAUGGUUUUCUUUGAGACUGUGGUCCCAGCUCUCUUCAGGUCAUUGACCAGGUCCUGCCGUGUAGUUCUGGGCUGAUCCCUCACCUUCCUCAUGAUCAUUGAUGCCCCACGAGGUGAGAUCUUGCAUGGAGCCCCAGACCGAGGGUGAUUGACCGUCAUCUUGAACUUCUUCCAUUUUCUAAUAAUUGCGCCAACAGUUGUUGCCUUCUCACCAAGCUGCUUGCCUAUUGUCCUGUAGCCCAUCCCAGCCUUGUGCAGGUCUACAAUUUUAUCCCUGAUGUCCUUACACAGCUCUCUGGUCUUGGCCAUUGUGGAGAGGUUGGAGUCUGUUUGAUUGAGUGUGUGGACAGGUGUCUUUUAUACAGGGAACGAGUUCAAACAGGUGCAGUUAAUACAGGUAAUGAGUGGAGAACAGGAGGGCUUCUUAAAGAAAAACUAACAGGUCUGUGAGAGACGGAAUUCUUACUGGUUGGUAGGUGAUCAAAUACUUAUGUCAUGCAAUAAAAUGCAAAUAAAUUAUUAAAAAAUCAUACAAUGUGAUUUUCUGGAUUUUUGUUUUAGAUUCCGUCUCACAGUUGAAGUGUACCUAUGAUAAAAAUUACAGACCUCUACAUGCUUUGUAAGUAGGAAAACCUGCAAAAUCGGCAGCGUAUCAAAUACUUGUUCUCCCCACUGUAUAUAUAUAUAUACACUACCGUUCAAAAGUUUGGGGUCACUUAGAAAUGUCCUUGUUUUCAAAAGAAAAUCAAUUUUUUUUUUUUUCCAUUAAAAUAACAUCAAAUUGAUCAGAAAUACAGUGUAGACAUUGUUAAUGUUGUAAAUGGCUAUUGUAGCUGGAAACGGCAGAUUUUUUUAUGGAAUAUCUACAUAGGCUUACAGAGGCCCAUUAUCAGCAACCAUCAGUCCUGUGUUCCAAUGGCACGUUGUGUUUGCUAAUCCAAGUUUAUCAUUUUAAAAGGCUAAUUGAUCAUUAGAAAACACUUUUGCAAUUAUGUUAGCACAGCUGAAAACUGUUGUGCUGAUUAAAGAAGCAAAAAAACUGGCCUUCUUGAGACUAGUUGAGUAUCUGGAGCAUCAGCAAUUGUGGGUUCGAUUACAGGCUCAAAAUGUCCAGAAACAAAUAACUUUCUUCUGAAACUCGUCAGUCUAUUCUUGUUCUGAGAAAUGAAGGCUAUUCCAUGCGAGAAAUUGCCAAGAAACUGAAGAUCUCGUACAACGCUGUGUACUACUCCCUUCACAGAACAGCGCAAACUGGCUCUAACCAGAAUAGAAAGAGGAGUUAAAUAGUACCCGCAAAACACCAGUCUCAACGUCAACAGUGAAGAGGCGACUCCGGGAUGCUGACCUUCUAGGCAGAGUUGCAAAGAAAAAGCCAUAUCUCAACUGGUCAAUAAAAAUAAAAGAUUAAGAUGGGCAAAAGAACACAGACGCUGGACAGAGGAAGAUUGGAAAAAAGUGUUAUGGACAGACGAAUCGAAGUUUGAGGUGUUCGGAUCACAAAAAAGAACAUUUGUGAGAAUAAAUGUGCGGCCCACCAUGUAAAAAAAAAAAAAAGGUGAUGUAAUCAACGGCCAAUGUUUACUUUCUUGGUGCUAUGACAGUCUAUAACAAAUCAGUCUGACAGUACUUUUGACAGUAUUUCAAUCUGAAGGAAGUAUGGUUUGAAGUGACUGAAAUGCAUCAGAAAGGUAUUGGGAAGUUCAGAAGAUCAUCAGGCAAUAAUUUUGUAUGAUCUUCUGUGUAGAAAAGAACAUAAUCAUUGAUGAAGUUGAUGAAGUCUGAUUUAGUGCCUGGUCUUGUCCACUCUAUUUGAAUGAGUCCUGCGCGGCUUGUGGGCAUUGUAGAGGGAAACAGAAGACACUUAUGUUUUCCUGAGUCUUAUGUUUCAGUGAUGGGGUCAUAAUAUGUUGUAGCUUAAACCGUUUUUAAAGAUAACGCCACAAUUGUAGGAAGAAAACAGAAACCGCUCUGUUUAUUACGUCCGCGUCUAGCGGCUACCGGAGGUUACGGUUCUGUGAACCGAGCGUACAUCUUUUAUUUCAGAGUUUCUUUCGCCAUGCCAUUUUCAAAUCAGGCGUCCCCACAUGGGGUCACGACCCCCUAGUUUGGGAAACGCUGCUGUAAGGCCUGUUAUAAGCUGCAAACAACAUUUAUUCAAACGUGCAGGAUGCUUGGAUGUAAUGUUUUACUGGACUUAAGCUCACACUAUACAUCGCACAACAUAUUAUGAAGAUGAUCAGAUCUGGAAAGUGUUGAUGGUCCAGUAGAGUUGUCUAAGUAAGGCCAAGACUCCAAAAACCCAAUCUGAAAGUCUAAGAAUAUGAUCUGAUGCACCCCCACUAAUGGUCCAAGGAAGUUAUCUAGAGGACCAAUGGAGUGAUCUGGAGUACGCCGCCAUGUUCUCUGGUGGUGCAAUUCCAUCCAUGAAUGUGAUCAUCCAAAGGUUGAUGAAAAUCAAUGUCUUGGAUUAAUGUCCAAAACAUAUCAACUACAGUAUCUGCCCCAUUCAAAAAGCAAAAUCAAUUUAGUUUAGUUUUGUAUCUGUGCACGCUGUCCAAAUAGGCAGUUGAGUGUAACCGAUUAUUUUUGCAGCGAUGAAGUCUGUCAUGUGUUCCAGUAUAUGGGUGAAGAGAUGAAAAUGCCUCAGUGUAAUGGGGUGAUGUACCACUCACACGUUGUUGCUUUCACCAUUGCAUACCAGGAGACACCGCUUUGGAUGAUACUCACCAAGCAGAGGCCCAUGGGAUAUGUUGUGUGGUUUUUGGUCUGUUUUAAUCAGAGCUGUAUUCUUCUCCCCCGUUCUCUCCCCUUCCCUUCAUCCCUCCUUUCCCCAUCCUGUUUUUUUGUCCCUGUUUCAGACAAGAAAGAGGAUUUGGUCAUCCCUCCUGUUGUCAUGCCAACGCCCGGGAAGCGGGGCAGGAAGAAGAAGUCGAUGAUGCCGAGGGCGGGCGCCACCCUCCCCCCAGGAAGUGAUGCGUUGAUUCUGGCACACCUGGCUGCUGGGGGGCAGGUGAUUGAGAUUUGAAGUGAUGUCACAUAAUAACUAAGCCGCUACAGAUGUUAUGUUGAGUAUUAUGUUGUGUUUAAUCCAAUCCAUAAUGAUAAAAUACAUUAAGGCUACAUAUUGUUGUGUCAUUAUUUCAGGAAUAGUGAAGCAAAGUGUUGUUUAUUAAAUAAAUCAUUGUUUCGUUUUUGUGUAUAGCACCACACUGCCGACCAUUAUGACUUAUCAAAUGAUGAGGAUGAGCAUGGGAACAAAGAUGGGACCAAAUCAUACAGGUAUAUUAGAGGCUUUGUGCUUACAUACUUUUUACUCCUUAACUUUCACUAUUUGUUACCCAAGUUGACCCUGUCAUUUAUUCCCCAUUCAAAGUAUCUCCAUGUCUAUACAGUUCUCAGUUUCUCUUGUUCUCUCUCCAUUUCCACCACUUGCCAUUCUCUCUUACCCCUCUUCCAGGUGCCGGAUGUGUGCGGUGACGUUCUUCAGCAAGUCGGACAUGCAGAUCCACGCCAAGUCUCACACAGAGGCCAAGCCACACAAGUGCCCCCACUGCUCCAAAUCGUUCGCCAACUCCAGUUACCUGUCCCAGCACAUCCGCAUCCACAGUGGGUCCAAGCCCUACACCUGCUCCUACUGCCAGAAAACAUUCAGGCAGCUCAGUCACUUACAGCAGCACACACGGUACUGCUGCCUCCCUGGCGUGUAUGUGUGUGAGUGUGUGUGGUGGUUGAUUUCAGGGAAUAGGUGUUUGACUGCAGAAUAUAGAUUGUCACACAAGAAUGAAGGGUUGGUAGGAAAGACAAUCACUAUCACUACAAAUUCAGGGAUUGAUACCAAUGUACUUUUCUCAUCAUUUGGCUUUGAAUUUGACCAUUACAAUAUGAGUAACUACUCUGCAUUAGAAACAUGGGGUUUUAUUUUGGCAAUGCAAAUAAUACAGUAUUACUCCCAAUAAUACUUUUACAAAAAUGUCUUAUUGUACUUCAUCUAUGACAGCAGGUUUAGAAUAAACAAGCCCGAUAUUUCUAUUUCUGGUGAGGUGUGACAAAGCAGCACCACCCUUUUUUCACUGUCGAAAUGUCACAGCUUUUAUAAGGAGCAUGUGUGCUGUUUGAAAUGUUUUUUCUUGCCAAAUUGCUUUUUGCCAACUUUGAUGAAAUCGUUCAGUUAUGUCCUUGUAUCUGUUGAUUGCUUUGCCUGUACCCUCUUCAUUUUGUGUUGUCCAUCUUUUCUUCCUAUCGCAUCCUUAUCCCUCAUUUUACUUUUCUGACUGUCUGCUUUCCUGCUCUCUGUUCCACAUGUUCACUUACAUGCAAACAGACAAGCAGGAACAUACGGAAGACAGUGAUACAGUAUAUAACCAUUACCAGAGACGUAGACGAAGAAUUUUACGACACAACAUUCAGUGCUAGGUUAAAAACAAAUUGUGUAGAGGAGGUCAAAAAAGUGUAAUACAGAUUGAGUGCCUUGGUUGUAUUUACAUUUUAAGUUUAUCUUAUCUUUAUGCGUUGUUUGCUAUCUUGGAGGCUGUUUUUAUGUGUGGUUUGCAGAUUUCUUUGGGAAAGAAAGUUUCUUAUGUUAUUGGCAAACAACCUGAGAAAGUAGUUUUUAUGUGUUUGGUAAACUAGACAUAAUAGAGGUCCAAGAAUCGAUCCCUGUGGAACACCACAUUUAAUCUGAAGAGGGGGUUAACUUCUUUGAAAGUGACAGAUUGCAUUCUUCCUUUUAGAUAGCUGGAGAAACACAGCAAAGACAAAUAAGUCACGUCCAUCCUUGGGGAAAGGAUGUAAUUUUGGGUAAACUAUCCCUGAAACAGCAUCAUAAUGUAAAAAAAAUUCUGUCAGACAAAUAAUAUGGCUCUAUCUACAUUUACCUAUCAAAGACUACAUCUUUCCAUAUUGAUUUCUUCCUUUUCUUUCGCUGCCUUUCCCUGACACUAUCAGUUCUAUCUGUGCACCAUCUCUUCAACCAGUCUUUGGUUUCUUGAAUGUUUAUGAGGAAUUCAAUAAAAUACUUUUCCCUUCCUCCCACCCUCACCGUUCUGGUAGAAUGAAGUGCUCCCUUUGCCUUCUCUAUUACAUUUCCUCCCUCACAUGCCCCUCACAAUUCUUUGCCUUUGGUUUCAAGAGAAAGACGAGCGCUUGCCUUCACUCAAAUUCCUUAGCAGUAGGCCUCUGUAGAAUUACCACACAAUAUCGGUAGCACACCAUAGGUGGAGACAGAGAGAGAGAGAGAGAGAGAGAAAGGAAAGGGGGACUGUGCCUGCUGUUUGUUUUCGUACUGUGUUUCGCAACUCCGACACAGCAACAACAAAAAGUGCACACUGUCAAUCAAACUGCGCUAAACUUGAUUUGGGGUGAUUUGAUUAUGAUUUGAUCUCCGGAUCAUUCGUCGCUGAUUUUAUAUAUUAUAAAUCUCUCUUUUUUUCUCUCUCUAUCUCCCCAUCCCCUUGUUAGAAACCACACUGAGGGCAAACCGCACAAGUGUCCCCACUGCUCCAAAUCGUUCUCCAACUCCAGCUACCUGGCCCAGCACAUCCGCAUCCACAGUGGGUCCAAGCCCUACACCUGCUCCUUCUGCCAGAAAACAUUCAGGCAGCUCAGUCACUUACAGCAGCACCACAGGUAAACAUUACUAAACAGGGACAGUGGGCAGUCAUGUCAUCACACACCCUCUCUAGUUCCAUCUACUCCUCUUUUUCUGCUUUCCUCUCACUUUCCUUCUCCCUCGUUGUCUCUCAUCCUCUUAUCUUCUUGCUCAAUUUCAAAACAACCCUAAUCCCCAAAUACUUAUUUAAUAAAGCGUUUAGCAUAUAUUGAUGUAAUUAGAAGUCUCAUUCAAGUUUGGCUACAUUUUCUGGCUCCUCCCUCAUGUCAGCAUCGGUUUGGACCUGAGGCUGUAGCCAAUAUGCAUAUCCCCUACACUUUGACAUCUGAAAGGACUGGUUGGAUUUACCAGUAAGCAAUAUGGUGGAAACUAUCUGAGGGGCCGUCAAGAAAGACCAUUGGAUAGUGUGGUUGAUUUAGGAUUGGAUAUCUCUCUUUCCGUCUUUCCUGUCCGUUGCUUGGAGUGAGUGACGCUGUAAUGAAAGUAGUCAGGCUACUGGGGUUUUCUGGGAGCUGUAGUUCAUUACAGACUGUGUUUCACUUCCAUAGGAUCCACACUGGGGACCGACCUUACAAGUGUAUCCAUCCUGGCUGCGAGAAAGCAUUCACUCAGCUGUCCAACUUACAGGUAGGCAGGCCUUCUACAUCCAAUUCACAAGUCCAAUAGAUCUCAAAUUUGGACAAUAAUCAUCUCAAUUUCAAUAUAUUUGGUUGUAAGUUUCUCAUAGCAAAACUUCACUUGGCUCUAAAUUCAUUACGUACAGUUAAUGAUAUGACAUGAUAACGUUAUAGUCACAAUAAUCAUAAUGUAUAAACUCUUUCAUUGCUUCCCCCAGUCUCACCGCCGGCAGCACAACAAAGACAAGCCGUAUAAGUGCCACAACUGUAACCGCGGUUAUACAGACGCGGCCAGUCUGGAGGUGCACAUGUCCACUCACACGGUCAAACAUGCCAAGCUUUACUCCUGUGGCCUGUGCAACCGCGCCUACACCUCGGUACGCCUGUCAAUCACCCUAAAACUCCUCCUCUACCUCCUCCUCAACUACAUAAAGUCCCACCCCUUUUAAAAGAGUUCCACACGCUUUUACUUUCUAGAUUCAAGGCCUCCCCACUUGUGAGGGGCCUGUUGUAUGAAAGUGGUGUUCAGCAAUGUCAUAUUGUAGGGGAGGGGCUAGAGCAUUGUGAGGGUGGAGACUAAUUCAUUGUAUGUACUUCUUUCAGUAACUGCAGUAUUAGAUUACUUGAAGGACUACUUCAGGUUGUUGUAAGUUGGUUGGUAGUGACAAAAGUUAAACAACCAGUAGAACAGUAGAUUAACAAGUACACGCAGUAGUUUGGCUUGAUGGUGACCUAUAGGGUUGUAUAGGACUGUAUAGGUAGGCUUUGGCUAUGUAGUUAAAAACAGUUAUCCCCCCUCUACUGUAGUUUAUAUACGCUAGGCCUAUAUUAUUUCCAGUAAUUUGCAUAGACUACAUAUUACUGAGUUUGUAUGUAGGUGCUGCCAAGCCCUUGCAUUUUGUUCCCAAGACCCACUGCAUGGUAAGUGUUCACUGCACUGUCCACCUCACUCACCCUCUUUCUCUCCUCUCCUCUCCUCUCCUCCAGGAGACCUACCUGAUGAAACACAUGCGGAAACACAACCCGGAUUCCCUCACGGUGGCGGUCGCCGCCCAGCAGGCCCAGGGCCACACCCCUGGAGGAGGGGGCAGGGGGAGGGGCCGUGGUAGAGGAGGAGGCGGGGCAAAUGCAGUGGGUGGUCCUGUAGGGGCAGGCCAGAACCCGGGUCAGAACCAGCCCCAGAACCCCAACAACCCCCAGCAGGGCAGCUACCCGCAGAUAGAAGGCGUGCCAUGCCCCUUCGACAUGCACCAGUACAAGACAGUGUCGGCCGGCGAGAUCCAGUACAAGCCAGUCAGCGUGGCUGAUCUGUCGGCCCAUAAGGACCUCUGCUUGACCGUGUCCACCUCAGCCAUCCAGGUGGAGCACAUGAACUCAUAG